Molecule: messenger RNA, 1198 nt
Organism: Cryptococcus amylolentus CBS 6039
Lineage: Eukaryota; Fungi; Basidiomycota; Tremellomycetes; Tremellales; Cryptococcaceae
Exons: 5
Coding region: 106-957 (283 amino acids)
Cellular component (GO): cytoplasm
Molecular function (GO): phosphatase activity
Source: RefSeq, a predicted model, not a curated record
GCCCAUCUCUGAAUCUUGUCAUCCCUUUCUGAGACUACUUCAAUUUCCAACUCAUACUCGGCCUCUGCCACAGAAUUCACAACAGUCAAGCCAAAAAAGAACAGUAUGACGCAGCACGAUUCGCCCCCAGUAGCAUCCCUCGAGUCUGGUGGACCUGCUAUAGCGCCAGAAGUGGAAGAGCCGCCGCAUGAGUUUGUCUAUGAAGUCGUACAGGGGUUCUUCAUCCAAAAUGGACCCGAACCCAAGCACAUUGAAUUUGAAGAUCUCCUGGGAAAGAGUUUCGGGCUGAUAGAUGAGUGCCCCGAUAGGUGGCAUAACCUCAAAGCAUCUGUCGAGGCGCUGCAGAACAAAGCGCCUGCAGGAGUAAUCUACAAAGUACUGUUCCUUGGCAGACACGGGCAAGGCUUCCAUAACGUCGCCGAAUCCAAAUACGGCACCGAAGCCUGGGAAGCCAAAUGGGCCCUCCUCAACGGCGAUGGUGAACUCACCUGGGGUCCCGACCCUUUCCUCACUCCCUUGGGCGUAUCUCAAGCCCAGGCUGUCAAUGACACGUGGCGAAAAGAAGCGCCUUUGGGGGCGCCGGUCAAGAGUGGGGAAAUGAGGUGGUACUGUUCGCCGAUGACUAGGACGGGAGAGACUAUGGAGACGAGCUGGAAGGGUGUGGUGGAGGAGGGUGAGAGGAUUGAGGUCUGGGAGGAUUUUAGGGAGAUCUAUGGAGUGCAUACUUGUGAUAAGAGGUCUACCAAGAGCAUCAUCAAGGAGCGCUUCCCUGCCUUCACUAUCGAAGACGGUCUUGCAGAGGAAGACGAACUUUGGAAACCUGACGACCGCGAAACGGAUGAGCACAUGCAGUUCAGAGCUCGACGAGCCAUGGACAGACUCUUUGGCAGACGUGGUGCUGGAAAGACCUGUAAGCCGCCCUCUCUCGCCUGCUUCGACCUUCGAUCCACUUGCUGAUAAGACGUGCAGACAUUUCCAUCACAGGCCACUCUGCAAUCUUCCGCAACCUGCUUGCUGUACUCAACCAUCAGCCGUAUCCACUCGCAACCGGAGAGAUGAUCCCUGUCGUUGUAAAGGCCACACACACGUCUAUAGAGAGGCCGAAGGCUUGAUCCCGAACGUCCCGUACUGUUGUAGAUUUCUGUCUCCCAUGCAUAUCUAUGGUUCAUGAAUAGCUUUCGACAUGUGCGCUACUCAC